Messenger RNA from Cydia strobilella, 2901 nucleotides. It is a transcript of the gene BGRP1, whose product is annotated as beta-1,3-glucan-binding protein 1-like. Bases 212 to 1597 code for a protein of 461 amino acids. Lineage: Eukaryota; Metazoa; Arthropoda; Insecta; Lepidoptera; Tortricidae. The record is from RefSeq and is a predicted model, not a curated record. Gene Ontology annotation, molecular function: hydrolase activity, hydrolyzing O-glycosyl compounds; carbohydrate binding. Gene Ontology annotation, biological process: carbohydrate metabolic process. The transcript has 10 exons.
UAGAUGCGUAUAGUCAUCAUUCGUAGUACCAUCGUUAACAGAGAAUACGUCAACCUUAUUUGUAAGGGCUUAAGGUCCAUCUAUGAUCAAUUCCGAGUGUUCAAUUGCCGCAACAUUUAAUUUAUUCUAAUAAAUAUGGCUUGCUAGUGAUAUUCUCGUGGUAUAAGACAUAAUACUUGAUUGUAAUAGUAAUUACAAUAAACAUAUUAUAAUGUUUUUAUUGUAUUUGUGUGUUUGUGUGAGUGUGGCGGUGUGUUAUGAAGUGCCCCCGGCUAAAUUGGAGGCGAUUUAUCCUAAAGGAUUGAGGGUGUCUGUCCCUGAUGAUGGGUUCUCUCUCUUCGCCUUCCACGGCAACCUCAACGAGGAAAUGAAUGGCCUCGAAGGAGGGCAAUGGUCCAGAGACAUCACAAAAGCUAUCAAUGGAAGGUGGACGUUCCGGGACCAAGAGGCGCAGCUGAAAAUCGGGGACAAAAUAUAUUUCUGGACGUAUGUUAUCAAGAAUGGACUGGGGUAUAGGCAGGAUAAUGGGGAGUGGACUGUCACAGAAUACGUAGACGAAGCGAGUAACCCGGUGAACACCGAAACCGAAUACGUACCAACCGGAUUCCCCUGCGCCAUAUCUACCACGGAAGUCUCAAUGCCUGGCUAUGUCUGUAAGGGACAGUUGUUGUUCGAGGACAACUUUAACUCUGGGAUCGCGAAGGGCAAAAUUUGGACGCCGGAAAUCAAAUUUCCUCAAGAACCAGAUUUUCCAUUCAACGUGUACUUGAGCGACCGCAACCUCCGCGUUCAGGAUGGCCGGCUCAUCAUCAAACCUAUCCUGCUGGAGUCCAAAUAUGGAGAAGACUUCGUAAGACAGUCUUUGGACUUGUCAUCUAGAUGUACCGGCCCACUCGGCACGUCGCUAUGUGAGCAAAUAGCCUCUGGACCUCAAAUCCUGCCGCCCAUCAUCACAGCCAAGAUCACCACCAAGAACAAGUUCAACUUCAAAUAUGGCAGGAUCGAAGUCAGCGCCAAAAUGCCUUUGGGGGACUGGUUGUAUCCAGAAAUCCAGCUGGAACCUCGCGACAAAGAAUAUGGCAUAUGGAAGUAUGCCUCAGGUGUUCUUCGCAUCGCGUGUCUGAAGGGCAACAAGCAGUAUUCUAAGCAGCUGUAUGGAGGACCUAUCAUGUGCGAUACGGAACCUUACAGAUCGAUGCAUUUGAAAGAAAAAAUUGGGUUCGACAAUUGGAAUUCAGCUUUUCAUAACUACACAUUAUUAUGGAAACCAACCGGGAUAUCUCUGUACGUGGACGGAGAGGAGUACGGGACAGUCGAGCCGAACUUCUACCAGAGCGCGAAAGAUAAUAACGUUACUGCCGCGUCCAGUUGGCUGAAAGGUUCUGUCAUGGCUCCUUUCGAUAAACUGUUCUACAUAUCCCUCGGUCUGAACGUGGGCGGAAUACGAGAGUUCCCAGACAGCAACAAUAAACCCUGGAAGAAUCUUUCCAACAAGGCUAUGUUGAAUUUCUGGAACAGCCGAGACCAGUGGUACUCCACGUGGUACGACGACACCAGCGCUCUGCAAGUGGACUACGUGCGGGUUUAUGCUUUAUAGAAGAAAGAAAAAUUAAAUAAAGUGUUGCCUUCUUUGACAGUAGUUAAAGCAGCUUUACAAAAAAAUGUCUCCUGAUUUACCCGACUAUGCAUAACAGCCUUUGUUGGAAAACUAAUUCAAUGAGGGCUACCGCGUUUAAUUUCGCCGCUAGGGGCGCUAGUGUUAGUUAGUUAGUUUUGCUGGGCAUUUUCCGCAACUCGACAUCCAAUGUGCCUAUUUUGCGUGAAACGAGGUAGCGCUACUCUAACCACCCCAGCUCCUCCACGAAGCCUAGCAAAGUCUUCAGGUUGCUAGUUGCCUCCUUUAGUGUGCAUGGAUUCCCUAGGUAUUUGAUCCUAUAUACUUCUACCUGUUUACAGUCUAGGAGAAUAUGUUUGUUGUUUCUUCUUCUGCCAUGCACGCUCUGCACAUGGGGCUGUCAUGGGCGCUAGUGUACAUGGAGGUCUUUCAAAAUGUUAAAUGCAUAGAAGUUUUGGGGGUUUCAAGCUUUUUUAACGGGAAUUUUCACUCCUCAUUCAUAAUUGUGGUAAAUCUUUGUCUAUCUUUGAUUAAUCAUGGUAAACAAUAGAUAUAGCUCAAUAAAUGUUAGUAGUUUAAAAAAAGUGCCAACUGAAAUAUAUGCAAAAUUAAACAGGUUGAAGAAAUGGCACAUUUAGACGUUAAAAUACCUUUGUGUAUAUUAGAACGUAUUAAUUUUAUAAAAAUAAGCAUGGAAGAAUUUUGAGAACUGUUUUUCUGGACCUACAUCUACAGUGGCGCCAACUGGUGAGCACAAAAACGAUAUCCCUCAUUAAGUACUGACCGUAUCGUUCAAAAAAUUCUAAAUUUUAACUGUUUUUUUUUUCAAUGGCCGUUUCGGCUGUUAUUGAGUGAUUUUUAUGGGGCAAAAUGGGUUCUACAAGUAUAGAGUGGCGUUGAUGAUCAAUUUGAAAUGUUAGUACUGUUAAAAAAAAUCUAGUACUUAGUUACUUACUCUUGCGGUAGAUGUCGCUAGAAGUUUCUUGAGACGAAUAAAUAAUUAAAGAUAUAGAAAUAUUCGUUGUAGUCGGGUAAAUAUAGUUAGGUGUUCCAUUGUUAAAUUCAAAAAUGAAUACCGUCAACAGGGGUGAAUAGGGAUGGCUGGGGUGAAUAGGGACAAAACUUAAAAUGUGAUUUACCUGAUAUUUCGUUAAUAACUACCCACACAAAAUGUAUCAUACAAAAUCUACGUUUAUAUUCAAUCGCAUGAUACAAUUUGUGUGGGUAUUUUUUAAGAAAUUGUCAAGUAAAUCACAUUUUACUUUUUGUCCCUAUUCACCCCGGUU